AUGUCCGCUCUCGCCCUACUAAGCAUGCUGCCGAGGGACGGCAAUUCGCUCUCCCCUCGAUUGACCAGCGAUGUCACACUCGAUAUUGACCCGCUGCCGACAGUCCAGCGGCGAGGUCUGAUUGCCGUUUCAAUCAUGGCAUUCCUCUCAUUCCUGGCCACCCUGACCCUGCUUUUAUUCAUUACAUACCGUUUGAUUUUCUGGAAGUCCAACUAUCAACGCUACAUCGGUUACAACCAGUACAUUAUUCUGAUCUACAACCUGGUCCUGGCUGAUUUCCAACAAUCGUUGGCCUUCUUGAUCUGUUUGAAGUGGAUCGUCACAGACAAAAUCAAGUCGGGUACAGCAGGAUGUUUCUUGCAAGGUCUCUGGCUGCAGAUCGGAGACCCCGGGUCUGGUCUGUUUGUGCUUGCCAUUGCCAUUCACACCUUUCUUCUCGUCGUUUGGGGACGCAAAAUGUCCUACAAGGUCUUCGUUACCUUCAUUUGCAGUAUUUGGGCCUUCGUCGCUCUGAUCGUCAUCAUUCCCCUCGGCAUGUAUGGAGCCGAUGUCUACGUCCCCUCCGGCGCCUGGUGCUGGAUCAACGAGGACUACGAGACCGUUCGUCUCUGGACUCACUACAUCUGGAUUUUCCUUGCUGAAUUCGGAACCGUCGUUCUCUAUGCUAUCAUGUACUUCUAUCUUCGUCGACAAAUCGCCGCCUCAUCCAUUCUCGGCAACAGCCAGCUCGAAAGUCUCAAGCGUCUCCGCCGUGUUGUCGGCUACAUGACCAUCUACCCGGUCGUCUACAUCAUUCUGUCUUUGCCCCUUGCCGCCGGACGUAUGGCUACUGCGAAUGGCAACACUCCUUCUGUCACCUUCUUCUGCUGUGCUGGUGCCAUUAUCACCAGCUCCGGCCUGGUCGACGUCGUUCUCUACACUCUUACCCGCCGCAACCUUAUCAUCGACUCGGAGCCCAGCCAGGACCGCUCCUACAACAAGUUCGCCAGCAGCAAAGGACACCGCGGCGAUACCCACUUGACCACCAUUACUGCCGCCGAACCCAAGUCCCGUAAGAUGGGCCUGCACGACGAAGACCUGGACCGCGACGGUUCCACCGACAACAUCGUGCAGCCGGGCGUCGAGAUGGGCCCCAUGGGAGGAAAGGUGUACCAAGAGACGACGAUCGAGAUCACCUCCGAGCCCGCGUACCCUGGCGAGGGCUCUAGUGAGCGGUCAAGUAAAGACGACUUCAAUGAAACUCCUUCACGGAUGUGGCGACGAUAA
This is a messenger RNA of Penicillium argentinense, 1266 nucleotides long. It is a transcript of the gene gprC, whose product is annotated as protein gprC. The transcript has 2 exons. Gene Ontology annotation, molecular function: G protein-coupled receptor activity. Gene Ontology annotation, biological process: adenylate cyclase-activating G protein-coupled receptor signaling pathway. Lineage: Eukaryota; Fungi; Ascomycota; Eurotiomycetes; Eurotiales; Aspergillaceae. The record is from RefSeq and is a predicted model, not a curated record. Gene Ontology annotation, cellular component: plasma membrane. The coding region runs from base 1 to 1266 and encodes 421 amino acids.